ACUCCUUCCUACUUGACUUCCAAGCUUAUCUUCAACCCUAACCAUUUCCUCCAUUCGAAUCUCGCCGACCUAUUUCCCCUUUCUUCUUCCCCAAGACAAAUCACACACACAUAAUACUAUCCUCUAUGAACACCUUCAAUCUCACCGUUUCUGUAUCGUCGCCGUCUCUCCCUCUUUUUGCCCUAAUUUCAUCACUUUUUUCCGUUUCAGAGACGGCGACUUCAUCCACAACCUAUCCAUCGAUCGAUUGAUCCUUCGUGUUCGUCGAUUUCUAUCUGUCUUUGGUGAUUUUGCUUCAGGAUUUAUAGUUAAUUCUCUCGUGCGGUAUUCUAUAGAGCUGUAAUUACUAUAUGAUAGUAUUAGAAAUUUGUCGACUUCAAGCUAUUACAGGGAGAUAGUCGCACAAUAACGAAGUGAAGCUGAACUCAAAACAUGGACAGGCAAUUUCUUCAGCAUCUAGUUUUGAAAAAUGUACAAAACACAAAGUAGUUAACUUUUAGACUUACUAGUGUAAAUAAGAUUAACCAUAUAGAAAAAAUGUCAUCAAAGAUCGUAAAGGUGGCGGAGAAUGGGCGUAGAAUUUUCAUUGACCCGAAGAGGAAAGCAGGUCCUACCAACAAGUCUUUAAGUUCGAGACCACCAUUGAACAAGCUUGGAAAGAGAAAAAGAGCAAAUGAAUGUGAAAACAAAUUUCUGAAAAACUACUCAAAUUUUAUGAAGAGUGGCCUUCCACAACGUUUGUUGUUCUCUCAAGAUGGUCAAUGGGUUGACUUUUCACAAGAAGUCGUUAAACUUGUCAAAGAAGACUUCCGGUUGAAACGAGCAGCGAUUGAAGUGGAUUACAACGGGUGCCAUUUCAUGCUAGACGUUUUACGUAUGAUUCAGGUUGAUUUGAAAACCGGUGCGCAGAAGCCGAUUGCGUGGAUUGACGAUGCGGGUAUUUGCGUCUUUCCUGAAUUAUAUUCUAGCUGUUACGGUAAUCGUGAAGAUUUAGAUCUCGCCGAAUCUUCAAAUACCCGUGAAGUCAAUUUGCAGUUAGAAAUCGAGCUUAACGGAUUAGAUAAUAACGAAGUUGAUGAAUGUGUGGGUGAGUCAAACGUUAAACGGGUCAAAGUUGAACAGGAAUUAUCAAACAACAUUCGUGAUCUUUCUAUUGAGGAAACCGCUAAAAGUAUGUUUAUUGCGGGUCUAGGUUCUGACAUGAAAGUUGACUUUCUUGAAGUCAAGAAAUGUUCUAGCGGUCUUAGGGAAGCACAACUUGAGCUCUUUCAGAAACAGGUUGAAAUUACCGAAAAGCUUCGUGGUAACGCUAAUGUGCAAUAUGGUUGGUUUGCUGCUGCUGCUGGUGCACUGUCUGGUGUUAUGUUUUACGGACGUAACGGGCCGAAGCUCGGGACGUAUGGCUACGGAAUUCACCUUGCAGCGGUUCAGUCUAAUUCUAACCAUCUUAGUACAUUGAUAUGUGAUGAUGACGAAAACGGAAUAAAGCAUAUGGUGCUCUGUCGUGUGAUUUUGGGGAAUGUGGAAGCGGUUCAAGCGGGGUCCACACAGUUCUCUCCAAGUGAUCAAUGCUUCGACAGUGGAGUAGAUGAUCUGCAUAAUCCAAAUAAUUACAUCGUUUGGAACUCUAAUAUGAACACACACAUAUUUCCUGAAUGUGUAGUCAGUUUCAAGACGUCUCCAACCAUCAAAGGUACAGGCCCAUUAAAAGGACAGGCCCAUUGUGCCAUUGCAGGGAAUCCAGUUGGUGAAGAAAGCAUGCCUCAUAUGUCAAGAGUCACUACAACUCAUGAUCCACAUGGACCCUCAAACCAAGAUUCCUCUUCAAGUAAUAAAAUGGGUAAAAGCGAGCCGCAAACUGAAGUUAUCAACUUGCUGCCUCAUGAAAAGGUUCCAAGUGUCGGUUCGAGCACACCUAAGGAGCCUAAAUCACCUUGGAUGCCGUUUUCUAUGUUGUUUGAAGCCAUCUCUCCUAAAGUAGCCCCGAAUGAUAUGAGAUUACUGCAAAUCUUUUACGAAUCUUUUAGGGCCAAAAACAUAAACCGGGAAGAAUUCAUUAGGAAGUUAAGAUCUGUUGUCGGGGACCAGAUACUGAGGUCUACCAUAUCCGUCCUCCAGACCAAGAAAAACCCCAAUUCUGCAAGCAUGUCGGAAGCCAAGAAGGAGGUGCAAGAAGGAUGAAAUGGUUAUAAACUUGAAGCUUUUUAAUGUUUUCCUUUUUCUAUUUUUGGAUUUUAAUGCAAUUGUUGAAAGAUGCUUGUAGAUUGGCUCAUGUUUCAUAAACUAAUGACGUGGGUGCUCUUUGAGUCUUGAAUCGCUGUUUUGGGUAUAAGGCUGGUUUCACUUCAGAUGCAUAUCCAAGUAUCUUAAUUAGUUAAGCAGCUUGGUGCUCGAUUUGUUUCU
Molecule: messenger RNA, 2403 nt
Organism: Helianthus annuus (common sunflower)
Lineage: Eukaryota; Viridiplantae; Streptophyta; Magnoliopsida; Asterales; Asteraceae
Product: inactive poly [ADP-ribose] polymerase RCD1
Exons: 7
Coding region: 538-2181 (547 amino acids)
Molecular function (GO): NAD+ poly-ADP-ribosyltransferase activity
Source: RefSeq, a predicted model, not a curated record